Messenger RNA from Ailuropoda melanoleuca (giant panda), 1576 nucleotides. It is a transcript of the gene CTDNEP1, whose product is annotated as CTD nuclear envelope phosphatase 1. Gene Ontology annotation, molecular function: phosphatase activity. Bases 457 to 1191 code for a protein of 244 amino acids. The transcript has 8 exons. The record is from RefSeq and is a predicted model, not a curated record. NCBI's taxonomy places the organism in Eukaryota, Metazoa, Chordata, Mammalia, Carnivora, Ursidae.
CCCGCCCGCCCUUUCCCGCGGGCAGCCCCCUAGCGCGCCUGCGCAGCGGGCCACCCUCCGCUUCCCCCUUCUCCUCCCCCUCCCUUCUCCCUUCCUCCCUUCUCCCCUGGCCCCCCCCCACUACCCCCCCCCCCCAAUCUCCAUCCCCUCCUCCUGGUCUCGGAGGACCCCGUCCUACCCCGACCCGUCCCGCAACCUCCGCGAAGCCGUCGGUGCCACUCCCCGCCCAUGUGGGCCCCCGCGGGCUGCCCACGCCUGUCCCCCACCUCCCGGUUCCGCUGGGCUUUCCCCUCGCCGGGGGUGGCUUUCUGAGCCGCCCGCUCCGCGCCCCUCUCUGCAGCCUUUCCUGCCACUCGGGGCCCCCGUUCCCCCUCCCGGUGGCGGGGGGCUGCCCCCGGGGGGCUGGCGGAGCUGGGCCGCGGGGGCCCCGGGGCCGGCGGUGCCGGGGUCAUCGGGAUGAUGCGGACGCAGUGUCUGCUGGGGCUGCGCACGUUCGUGGCCUUCGCCGCCAAGCUCUGGAGCUUCUUCAUUUAUCUUUUGCGGAGGCAGAUCCGCACGGUAAUUCAGUACCAGACUGUUCGAUAUGAUAUCCUCCCCCUAUCUCCUGUGUCCCGGAAUCGGCUAGGUCAGGUGAAGAGGAAGAUCCUGGUGCUGGAUCUGGAUGAGACGCUUAUCCACUCCCAUCACGAUGGGGUCCUGAGGCCCACAGUCCGGCCUGGAACGCCUCCUGACUUCAUCCUCAAGGUGGUAAUAGACAAACAUCCCGUCCGGUUUUUUGUACAUAAGAGGCCCCAUGUGGAUUUCUUCUUAGAAGUGGUGAGUCAGUGGUACGAGCUGGUGGUGUUCACAGCAAGCAUGGAGAUUUACGGCUCUGCCGUGGCAGAUAAACUGGACAAUAGCAGAAGCAUCCUCAAGAGAAGAUACUACAGACAGCACUGCACUUUGGAACUGGGCAGCUACAUCAAGGACCUCUCUGUGGUCCACAGCGACCUCUCCAGCAUCGUGAUCCUGGAUAACUCCCCAGGGGCUUACAGGAGCCAUCCAGACAAUGCCAUCCCCAUCAAAUCGUGGUUUAGUGACCCCAGUGACACCGCCCUUCUCAACCUGCUUCCGAUGCUGGAUGCGCUCAGGUUCACUGCUGAUGUCCGUUCUGUGCUGAGCCGAAACCUUCACCAACACAGGCUCUGGUGACAGCUGCUUCCCCUCCACCUGAGUCGGGGUGGGGGGGGAAAGGGAGGGUGAGCCCUCAGGAUGCCGCCUGCUGCCCUGUCCGGUGGUGAGGACUGUGUGGGCAGGGUCUGCCCCUCCCGCCCCUCUCUGCCCUGGAAGCCCUGCACUCCAGAUGGAGUCUGGAUGGACACAUGGGCCAGACUCUGAAGCAGCCUCACUCUAACUUCGUGUUUGCACUCCCUGGAAACCCCAGACUGGGACAGGAGCGGAGGCCUAGGAGAGCUGACACUGUCUGGUGGAGAGACAGGACUGGGCAGAGUGACAGACAUUCGGUAAUCCAGGAGGCUCAAAGAAAAGCCAAGCCAGCUUUGUUGUGAUUUGAUUUUUUAAAAACUCUUGUACAAAA